AUGGGUAAAACAACAAGAGCACGUGCUGUGUAUAAUGCAAUUGCUGAUAAUUUUGAUUGUUUGUCCUUUCUUGAUGAUAUUCAAGGAAAAUCUGGAAAACAUGGCCUAGAACAAGAGCAAGCCAGAAUGCUUUCAAAAGUUUUAGUUGAGAAGAUACAAAUUGAAGACAUUAAUGAAGGAGUUGAGCUCAUGAAACGAAUACUCAAAGAUAAAAAAAAUCUUUUGAUUCUUGAUAAUGUAGAUGAACGAAAGCAAUUAGAAAUGUUAGCUGGGUGCCCUAACCAACAAGAGGUAACAGAGUGCGAAUACUAUAUUAGCCGUUUUAUGUUUAACAUUAUUGAGGGUGGAUGUACCAAAAAUUUUGAAGAGUACGGCGCGGCUCCAAAAUUGUUGGGGAUGGAUCUCAUAUGGGUUGAAUCUCUUCAGGAAAAGGAAUUAAGUGUUACUCCUGUUUCCCACCAUUAA
Messenger RNA from Neltuma alba, 465 nucleotides. RefSeq lists its product as uncharacterized. The coding region runs from base 1 to 465 and encodes 154 amino acids. Gene Ontology annotation, biological process: defense response. The transcript has 3 exons. Lineage: Eukaryota; Viridiplantae; Streptophyta; Magnoliopsida; Fabales; Fabaceae. The record is from RefSeq and is a predicted model, not a curated record.